AUGGAUUGUGGUACUAUUGAAGAUGAAGGUAUCAGGGUUGACAACCUUGACGAUGAUGACAACGCAUGUUGUUGGGAGCCUGCAACAGGGAUGUGUUUUUCUUGCUUAGAAGAAGUCAAAUCAUUUUAUGAAGAGUAUGCUUCGAGAAAGGGUUUUGGGUGGAAGAUUAGAUCUUCAAGAAAAGUGCAAGAUGGGGAGCCCUGCUACUUAAUUUUAUCAUGCUCAAGAGAGGUAAAUAAUUGUCCUGCCAAGAUUGUUAUUAAGUUGGAUAAAGAUGGAUUAUGGAGUGAGGAUCAACAAGACAUUUCAAUCUCUUUUAAAGAUGCAGGAGGACAUGAAAACGUACCAUUUUGUGAAAGAGACGUGGGGAAUUAUGUUAACAAGGAACGACGCGCAAUAGGAAAAGAAGGUGAUGGAAAGACCUUGAUAAGCUAUUUUUGCCAAAUGAGGGAACAAAAUUCAGAUUUUUUCUAUGAUAUAGAUUUGGAUGAUGAUUUUCACGUAAGGAAUGUGUUUUGGGCUGACGCAAGAAGUAGAGCUGCUUAUGAAUACUUUGGAGAUGUUGUGACUUUUGACACAAACAUAUUUGACUAA
Molecule: messenger RNA, 594 nt
Organism: Cicer arietinum (chickpea)
Lineage: Eukaryota; Viridiplantae; Streptophyta; Magnoliopsida; Fabales; Fabaceae
Product: protein FAR1-RELATED SEQUENCE 3-like
Source: RefSeq, a predicted model, not a curated record